Molecule: messenger RNA, 1149 nt
Organism: Talaromyces amestolkiae
Lineage: Eukaryota; Fungi; Ascomycota; Eurotiomycetes; Eurotiales; Trichocomaceae
Exons: 3
Coding region: 1-1149 (382 amino acids)
Source: RefSeq, a predicted model, not a curated record
AUGUUCUCCCAGAUCCUCAAGACUGUAGCUGUCCUAGCCGUGCCCACGGCAGCACAGCAGGGCUAUUACUUUGUUCUUGGAAGUGGCAUGCCUCUAACCAUUGAGAGACUUGAUCCUCUUCUCAGCCCAGGCAAGGCAUUAUCACAGCAUGUCCAUAGUGUCGUUGGAGGCAAUGGUUUUGCCUCAACUAUGGACUUUGCGCAGACCCAGACGUCCACCUGCUCCACAGUCCAGCCAAUUGCAGACAAGUCAAAUUAUUGGAUGCCGAACCUUUAUUUCCAAGAUCCUAGUAAUGGGUCGUUCAUCCGCGUGCCUGAACAGCCCUAUCAUAAAAUAUAUUACAAAUAUGGCACGGGUGCUAACACGUACGACACCGAUAUCCAAGAGUUCCCUGAAGAGUUUCGAAUGAUAGCCGGUGACGCAACACUUCGUGCUGAAAACGCAACGUCCAUGGGACCAUACGGCAGUGAACUAGGAUGGUUUUGUCACGGAAACGGGACCUCAGAAUAUCCCGAUAUAAGCACGGUGGGUUUCCCGACUGGCUUCAUCGGCUGCCCAAAUGGCCUGGCAGCCGCAAUUACUAUGCCCUCAUGCUGGAAUGGGCAACCAUUCAACGUUUCCAAUCCCAGCGCCCAUAUGGCAUAUCCUGUCGCAGAUUAUAUUGAUGGAUGCCCGGAAACCCAUCGAGUAGCCCGCUUCCCCCAGAUCUUUGUCGAAUACUGGCUCAAUAUCAAUUCAUUUGAUGGACUUUACACAGCUGAGGAUAGUCCAUUUAUGCUCGCCAUGGGAGAUAAGACAGGAUUCGGAUUCCACGUGGAUUUCAUAAACGGAUGGGAACCCGGUGUGUUGAAUGCGACUAUGCCGACCUGUACGCCAGGAAAUACUGGUGUUCCACCCUUAUCUGACCCAACAUGUUUCGGUAAUCGAGGAGGUAUAUUCACAGAUGAGCAGAUGGCUGCCUGUAUGAUGCAACCCACUACAGGUGAGGAUAGCGGUUGGACAUAUCCCGAUUUGGAUAAUCCGGUUGGGGGUGUUUUGACUUAUGGUGGAGUUCUUUCGGCCCUGCCAGGAUGCCAGACUAUUACUACAGGCCCUGACCGUGCGGUGUUGACGACCUGCGAAAGUACUGUUCCCACUGUCAAUGGAUAG